Vavraia culicis subsp. floridensis is the source of this 1018-nucleotide messenger RNA. RefSeq lists its product as uncharacterized. The coding region runs from base 1 to 1002 and encodes 333 amino acids. The record is from RefSeq and is a predicted model, not a curated record. NCBI's taxonomy places the organism in Eukaryota, Fungi, Microsporidia, Pleistophoridae. The transcript has a single exon.
AUGCAAAAUCUGAUUGUUCUUUCUACUACAAUUCUGGCAUGUGCAUUGCAAGGUGUUAUGGCACGUGAUUCCUGCAGUGGUGUGGGCGUUCUUGAAGCCGAAUGCAUUAGCGAGUGCGGGUCCGAGAGAAGGCGCCACCACCGCGGAAGAGAGCAUGAUGGCGGGUUGUUCGAUUUCAACUGUGAAUCGUCCGAUUUCGGCUCGGAUUGCCACAGAUCGUGCCGAGACAAGGAGAGACACGUUGCACACGGCCGGCACAUCCUUGAGAAGUGCAUAACACCGUUGGUGUGCGAAGUGGGAUGCAGGGAUCUCACGGACAGGGAGUGUGAGGUUCUGUUGAAGGCGUUCGAUAAUCUCCGUCAGUUCAUAUACAAGGAUUUCAGGGAAUACGAACAAGCAUGGGAGAUGCAAGAUCCGUUGGCGAUGUACCGCAUCGCGUACUGCAACCUUGUUCUGUACAAUUGCCCAUUCGCAAUACAAAUGGCGAGGUGCAUCAAUGAGUCCAAAGCAUGUGUUGGCUCGCUAUCUCUCAGAAUAUGUGGCGAUAAUACAACCUUUACCGUGCAGAGCUCUGUGAACUUCAUCGUUGCAAAUCCCGUAUGCAUUCCCCUGUUCAUUUUAAAGCCAGAGACCUUCUUGAACUGCCCCAUCGAAAUCGAUCUAAUAUUGUUCAAGUACAUAUGUAAAAUGCUAACAAACGUGCGAAAGGGACAUGGGUCAAGCUCGGGAUGCCAUCGAGGGGUGUCCAAGCUGAUCAAGAUGUUCCAUAGCCGAUGCUUCAGGCACGACCGCAACUCCGUGCUCGUGGUCAAGAUGGUAAUUAUCAAACUGUGCGUGGACAUAAGACAGAACUGCAUUGACUGGAGCUUUGGGACGUACUUUGAUAUCCUGGAAAUGAAGCACAGGGGCCGAGAGAGUGGUAGAUCACGCUGCAACUUUACAGCUGCUAUCAAUUACUACUUUGGCACCAUCGGAUCGCGUGGAAAUACGCCUUGCCAUUAAAAAUGAUGUUAGAUAA